Messenger RNA from Epinephelus fuscoguttatus (brown-marbled grouper), 1182 nucleotides. RefSeq names its product peroxiredoxin-like 2A. The transcript is spliced from 5 exons. NCBI's taxonomy places the organism in Eukaryota, Metazoa, Chordata, Actinopteri, Perciformes, Serranidae. The record is from RefSeq and is a predicted model, not a curated record.
GUGCCUCGGUCCAACAGUAGGCUGGGUCUGAGAAACACUGGGAGGGUUAACUUCAGAUGGAAUUUAAAUACCCUUAUAUCCGCGCGUUGCAGCCAGAGAGGGCAUGUUGAAACCAAGAUGCACUGAAUCAGAACAGACACAGAAGCGAAAUGGCACUGGGACUUAUAACCAACGCUGCGGCUGCAGUCGGCGGCCUCAUCACUGGUGUUAUGAACUAUUUCACCGACAUGUUCCUCACUCCACCACUGAAGGCAACCCUCAAACAUCUGGAGGAGACUGAACUCCAAACUCUGAAGGGAGAAACAAGGAUCAUAAAAGCAAAAACUCUGUGGGAGAGGUCUGGGGCUGUCAUCAUGGCAGUGCGGAGACCUGGAUGAUUUUUGUGCAGAGAGGAGGCUGCAGAGCUGUCCUCUCUGAAGCCUGAGCUGGAUGAGCUCGGGGUCCCUCUGUACGCAGUGGUGAAGGAGGACGUCGGCACCGAGGUCCAGAACUUCAGACCGUACUUCAAGGGGGAAAUAUUCUUGGAUGAAAAGAAGCGUUUUUAUGGGCCCCGUGAGCGGAAGAUGGGUCUGCUUGGGUUCCUGCGUGUGGGGGUGUGGAUGAACGGCCUGAGGGCCUUAAGGAAUGGCUUCAUGGGGAAUGUUUUGGGAGAGGGCUUCGUCCUCGGUGGAGUCUUUGUCAUCGGACGAGGACAGCAGGGCAUACUGCUUGAGCACAGAGAGAUUGAAUUUGGAGAUAAAGUCAACACUGAAGAUGUAAUCCGAGCUGCCAGAAGAAUAUCACAAGAGCCUCUGCCUUUAGAGAGGAAAUAAUACUUUGAUAUGAAUCUCAUAUCUGUAAAACACAGAGAGUUUAGAACAGUAUAAAUGACAUCCGGCUCUACGAAUGAUUAUAUUAAUGCUAAAGUUUGUGAGAAAAGAAUCUUUGUAAAGUGCACAUUAGGUGUGUGAGUUUGUUGGUGUACUGGUCUCAGUUGGGGGGGACCAAGAUGCAUUCUGAGGUGUAACUGCGUAGUUUGAGGCUCUGAGUGUGUUAAUGAUAGUCUGUCUUUAAACUCUUGAGAGGGAGCAGACCUGAUAUCUAACACUCAGUUGCCUGUAUUACUCUGUGAUACUGAUGUGCUAUCUUGGGAGCCAAGAAACUCUGACCUUUGACUAAUAAAACACGGCUUUGUGCUCUACA